UCGCUGUGACUGAUCUCUCCUCCCACCCUACAUUCUCUUGGCUGAACUCUACCCUCCAGACUGAUUCUGGUCGCCCUGGACACUCCCUCCCAGGAGUGCUUUGGCUGCGGGCGCCAAGUCCCAGCGGACACGGACGUCAGACUCAUCGUUUCUCCUCUACAGGUCCUCCCGGCCCGGCCCGAACAUGCUGGACGGCCUAAAGAUGGAGGAGAACUUCCAAAGCGCGAUCGACACCUCGGCCUCCUUCUCCUCGCUGCUGGGCAGAGCGGUGAGCCCCAAGUCUGUCUGCGAGGGCUGUCAGCGGGUCAUCUUGGACAGGUUUCUGCUGCGGCUCAACGACAGCUUCUGGCAUGAGCAGUGCGUGCAGUGCGCCUCCUGCAAAGAGCCCCUGGAGACCACCUGCUUCUACCGGGACAAGAAGCUCUACUGCAAAUAUGACUACGAGAAGUAAGUGGCCGUGUCCCCGCAGCGCUCCCCACGCACCGGCAUCAGCGUGCGUCCAGGACUUUGUCCUCCCUUACCCUAGUCCUCUUCUGGAAGGCCC
Molecule: messenger RNA, 544 nt
Organism: Sapajus apella (tufted capuchin)
Lineage: Eukaryota; Metazoa; Chordata; Mammalia; Primates; Cebidae
Product: LIM homeobox transcription factor 1-alpha
Exons: 2
Coding region: 185-451 (88 amino acids)
Biological process (GO): regulation of transcription by RNA polymerase II; neuron differentiation
Cellular component (GO): nucleus
Molecular function (GO): RNA polymerase II transcription regulatory region sequence-specific DNA binding; DNA-binding transcription factor activity, RNA polymerase II-specific
Source: RefSeq, a predicted model, not a curated record